AUGGACAAUCUUGCGCCUGAACGUCUAAUUAAAGACUUUGCCAGAGUUGUACAAGAUUUAACUUUAGGAGUGUGUGUUUCACCCGAAAAUGGUAACUUUUUGUUAUGGAACGGAGUGAUGUUUGGCCCUACGGGCACACCAUAUGAAGACGGUACGUUUAAAAUACAAUUGCAAUUCACAAAAGAGUACCCUACAACACCACCAGUAGUACGAUUUAUGUCAAAGAUGUUCCACCCGAACGUACAUGUCAGUGGAAACAUCUCUAUAGAUAUUUUGGACCAAAAAUGGAGUCACAUGCACGACGUGGCAUACUUACUGAUGACAAUUCAAUCUGUUCUCAAAGAACCAAAUCUAAGUUUAGCUACAAACGCUGAGGCAGCUACUUUAUUCGUGAAAAAUCGAAUGGAGUAUGACAGAAGAGUUUCUGAAACAGUUCAGUGGUCUUGGAACCAUACCCCAGACGAUGAUGAAAAUGUAAGUGAGAACGAAUGUGAGAAUGAUGUAGAAGAAUUACAAAAUAUUAUAACUUGUUGUUUAAAAUACAAUCCCAAACUGUAUUAUAGCACAAAUAAUUGA
Messenger RNA from Gryllus bimaculatus (two-spotted cricket), 576 nucleotides. NCBI's taxonomy places the organism in Eukaryota, Metazoa, Arthropoda, Insecta, Orthoptera, Gryllidae. The record is from the annotation of a GenBank genome assembly.